AUGCCGCGUCAACUACCUUGGGCGAAGAAGAGUGGCGGAAGUCGGGCACAAACCAAACCAGCAUCAUCGCGGCAAACGACAAAGUCACAUAAUGCGACUGAUACAGAUGACGGUUUCUUCGACGACACGGUUCUGGCAAGCAGAACAGGAAGAUCAGAUGAGUCGGACGACGACCUUCCCGGACUUCCAGCAGAACCAUCAACUCCCCGAACUAAAGCCAGGGCCAAAGACGCACUGCGCAAGAAACGUGAAGGCUCAUCGUCUCCGCCUCCAGUUGACAACCUCGAGCAGCCAUUUGUGGAAGGCAUGCAUAGAGCUGCAUCUAAGUUCGAUUUGCGCGACGAUGAAUGGAUGAUGGUCGAAGAUGAGUUUCUGGAGACGGCAAAGCUAUUCACGCGACACUUGCAUAUCGCCGAAUACGAGAGGCUCAAAACGACCAUCGAAGAGAAGAAAAAAGAAGCGGCCGACAUUGCAAGACCAGUUGUUGCGAAUGCAAAAAGGUCGACUACUGGCGCUAUGAAAGAGAAGGCCAGGGUUCAAGAAUUGAAGCAGAAGAAGGCCAUUCGUGAUGUGUUUGCGUCGAAGGGAGAAGAAGAGGACAACAAGGAAGAGCAGACCAUGCCAUCUAGUCGAAGCAACCUUGUGUCUACAUUUAGGUCCUUGUCGAACAAUGCUACGAUCGCAUGUAAAGGAACACCCGGGAGAUUUGCAGCACAAGAUAGCGAUAACGACAGCGAUGAUUUAGAUGCACCGCGCCUCUCAGCUAAGCCACCAUCCAGAGCCACCACCACGCCGACCCUAGCCCGAAGGGGCAGCAUAGUGGGAGGGCAAGAUUCUGCCUCGUCUCCUGCACCUGAUCCGAGGCCACCCAACGCUACCUUCGCUAAGCCUGCGCCACCUAAAGCCGUAGCAAAACCUCGCUCAAGAUUGGGUCGCGCAACGCCCUUCGAUAUGCUUGAUGACUGGGAUCUGAAGAGUACAGCAUCGUCACAGUCUUUGCUAGAGCAGCCUGCUAAGACACAAAACACAUCGCGCGCACCACGUCUUAGCGGACACUCACAGUCACCUGCUUCUCUCAACGAUAGAGGCGAUGCUAAGGUGAGACGAUCGACUAUUUCGUUCGACGAAGACGUACCUAUCAGGAAUCACAGCAGUAAUGAUAUUGGCGGUGUCAGCAAGCAAACCACGGAUCGCCUUGCAAAACGAAAAGCUCAGCGGGAGAAAGAUGAGAAAGAGAGGAAGCAGAAAGCUGCAAAGUUGGAUGACAUACCCACGUUUUUGUUCUGA
Molecule: messenger RNA, 1287 nt
Organism: Alternaria burnsii
Lineage: Eukaryota; Fungi; Ascomycota; Dothideomycetes; Pleosporales; Pleosporaceae
Exons: 1
Coding region: 1-1287 (428 amino acids)
Source: RefSeq, a predicted model, not a curated record